Colletotrichum truncatum is the source of this 1422-nucleotide messenger RNA. Its product is annotated as tafazzin. The record is from RefSeq and is a predicted model, not a curated record. Lineage: Eukaryota; Fungi; Ascomycota; Sordariomycetes; Glomerellales; Glomerellaceae.
AUGCCUAAGAAAAGGCAUCAAUCCAGGUACUCAAAGCCGCAAUCUACGGCCCCCGCGUCAUUGGGCGCCUCAGCUUCAGCCUCGAGCUCUGUUCAGAGCCAACUCAAGGGCGUCAACGAACUCUUGGCCGAUCUCCGUCGAUCCUCCCUCGCCUCCUCAAGCCGUAACACUGCGAUAUCAGUAGCCACACCCACCGUCCCGCCAGCCCUCCGACAGAUCCUCCAGAUCCCAGAGACACCUCCCCCAGCACCCAGGCGUGUCCCAAGAUUCGACGCAUCAGGGAGGAGAGUCCCGCCCGGUCCGCCACCUCCACGUAGCUGGCUUUCUCGUACCUCCAGCAAUGCCAGUCGUUACAGCAGCGCGCACGCCAAUGUCGCCCGCGGCGCCGUCCAGGGCCUGCCAGGCACCUACGAGCCGGAUAAGGGUAGCUUGACGGACUUACUACUUCGCAAGAUGGCACUGAACUGGGACUUCCAGAAGGAUUAUGACCGUUACUACCUGUACACGCUCCCCAGUCGAGUGCGAGCCUCGCUGGUCAAGUACGUCGGCAUGUGGCACGACGCUGGGCUGUCAGCUUCGGACCUGCGCAAUAUCCUCGUACCCCCCGUCAUGGACGAGGAGGAUGGCGAGCAGGUGCAACAGGACCCCGAAGAGCUCGUGUCGCUGAACAACAACAUCUACUUCCUCGACCUGACAGGCUCGAUCGGUUACUCCAUGACGAUGAAAGAGCUGACCGACGUGCUGUUCCCGCAGAAGCUUGCGGACGUGUCAGAGACGGUACAGGACUCCUGGGAUAUGGUGGAGGCGCCGUCGCCACCCCCGAGACUGCUGCCCAACAUCACUCAUCUAUGUCUUGCCGUUACACCAGGGGCCCACAGCAACGGUCCCGGCGUCUCGUGGAAGCAGCUGCUCACCCUCGCCGCAAAGCUGCCUACGCUUACGCACCUCAGCCUAGCAUACUGGCCUGAGCCGUCGAUUACGCCCAACGCGAAGUUUGCGACGAUCGUCUCGCCCGAGGGCCGGACGCAGCAGUACGCUGGCACUGGGGCGUACUCACAUACUUUGGACGAUGACUGGUCCGAGGCCGUCAUCCAGCUGCGGAAGCUGAGCAGGUCCCUUUACGGUUUGGAGUACCUCGACCUUACCGGCUGCGGCGCCUGGUUCAAGGCUCUCAUGGCCAACGUAGACAACGACAAGGUCGAUUGGAAUGGCCCAUGGGGCAAGGUCUCGACGCUGAAAUUGAGAUACGGAUAUGAGCUGAGCGAAAACACACCGAUAGCGGACGGCCAGAGGUAUCUUGAAGCGGCGGAAAUGGCCAAGGCGAUUGAGAAAUACAUUGUGGCACAAAGAGCUGGAAAAGGAAGAUUCAUCACCGUUGAUAGAGACCAUAUAGAUAACGUAUGGACACCGGUGAUGGUGUAA